AUGGACUCGAAACGCCGCAAGACCGGCGACCAAGACGUCAGCGCGUUGAGGCUGGCGUCGCGCCAGAAAUAUCUCGCCGAACGAGAAGCGCAACAACUCGCCCUACUUCGCCGCCAGGUCGCAGAAGAAGCAGAAGAGGAGGAGAGACUGGGGAAUAGACUGAGCGCGAAAGAAAAAAAGGAGUUCGAAACUAAUCGGAAAACUCUGGAGUUGGCGGAGGCGCGUAAUGCUAUCGACGACAAUAUCGACGGCAGGUUCUUCAUUCCCGAUGCAGAUUACUCGAAUAAGCAUGAGGCUCUUACCAAGCGACAUAAAGACAAGGGUUACGAGAAGAGUGAGGUUCAGCUAUGGGAGGAGGAGCAGAUGAGAAAGAUCAAGAGUCAGCCUAAGGCGGAACGCGUCGUCCAAGAGGAUUACGAGUAUGUCUUCGACGAAUCGGCGAAUGUAUUCGAUGCCAGCAAAAUCGAUCUGGGGUCGCUCGACAUGGCAAAGCAAAGGCUUCAAUCAACGCUAGACGAGGCAGAGGCUGCCGCGAAGUCCAUUCAGGAAGUCAGACAAAGUUUGCCGGUAUACAAAUACAAGGACGAGUUCAUUAAUGCCGUCGCCAACCAUCAGAUCCUUGUCCUGGUUGGUUCAACUGGUAGUGGCAAGACGACCCAACUGACACAGUACCUCCUCGACGCCGGAUACGCGAAGACCGGCCGCAUAGCUUGUACUCAGCCUCGACGUGUGGCGGCAAUGUCAGUUGCAAAGCGUGUCGCGACGGAGUAUGGAUGUAAGGUUGGCAGAGAAGUGGGCUACUCCGUGCGUUUCGAAAAUGCUAUGUCGGACGUGACCAAGAUUGAGUACAUGACAGAUGGUCUUCUGCUCCGUCAAUGUCUUGGGUCAGUAUUGCUCGAAGACUACUCUGCUGUCAUCAUCGACGAGGCUCACGAGAGGACGCUCAGCACGGAAGUCUUGAUGGCUCUUCUGAAGGACGUAUGUGCCGUCAGACCAGAGUUCAGGCUCAUCAUCGCCUCUGCCACAAUGAACGCUACAGAGUUCUCGGACUACUUCGGAAACUGUCCCGUGCUAAACGUCCCCGGUAAGCUCUUCCCUAUCACCAAACAUCAUGUCAGUGCCCCCGAGGCAAACUACGUUGCGGCAAGCGUCAGCACCGUUUUUCAAUUGCAUCUCGCAGCGCCGCCUGGUGACAUCCUGGUCUUCCUUACUGGCGAGGACGAGAUCCUUCUCGCUCAAGAACAGAUCGAAUCGACUAUGCGUAAGCUCGGAAAUAGAGCACCGCCACUGAUCGUCGCCCCUGUUUACGGUGCACUCCCAUCCGAAUCUCAGCAGCUUAUCUUCGCUGAACCUCCGAAAGGCACUCGAAAAGUGGUCCUGGCUACAAACAUUGCAGAGACAAGUCUGACUAUAGAUGGCAUCACUAUGGUCAUUGACUGUGGCCUUCAAAAGAGUUUGGAAUACAACCCACGCUCGUUCAUGAGCUCUUUAGUUGUUGAACCAUGCAGUCAAGCUAGCUGUGAGCAAAGGGCAGGGAGAGCUGGACGUACUCAAGCUGGUAUGGCUUUCCGCCUUUUUACCCGGCACGCGUUUUACAACGAAUUACCAACCUCGACGCCGCCCGAGAUCCUCAGGGCGAAUUUAGACUCUGUGUACCUUUUGUUGAAAAGCAUGGGAAUAAACGACGUACUGUCUUUCGAUUUCAUGGCUAAACCCCCUGUCGAAUCGAUUGCGGCGUCUUUGGAGAAUCUCUACGCUCUCGGAUACAUCCAGCAGGAGGGUAUCGUGACCAAGAUGGGUAGGCGCGCCACCGAACUACCCCUGGAUCCUCGACUGGCCAAGGUUCUUCUCGCAGCCGACGAACUGGGCUGUGUAGAUGAGGCGAUUACAUUGGUCGCCAUGAUACAAGAAGCAGGAACUCUCUUCUUCUCCCCCAAAGACAAGAAGGCUGCUGCGGAUAUAGCGCGCCAGCAUUUCUCUAGCACAGAAGGGGGAGACCUCAUCACUCUUUUGAAAGUAUGGGACGAAUUUGUUGAAAACGAAUAUAGCAUGCUUUGGUGCAAGGAGAACUUCAUCCAGUAUCGCAGUCUGAACAGGAUACGGGAUGUUAGAGACCAGCUCCAUAAGCUUUGUGACCGGGUGGAGAUCGCACCUUCCAGUUGUGGUAUACAAGAUCACGUCAAGAUCCUGAAGAGCUUCUGUGCUGGCUUUUUCGCAAAUGCCGCAGUUCUGAACAAGGAUGGGAUGAGCUACCGCAGCCUGAGAGGAGGGCUAUCCAUCCACAUCCACCCCUCUUCUUGCCUUAGCAAGACACGACCGAAGUUGAUCAUCUACGCCGAGCUCGUAUUGACAUCCAAAGAAUGGGCCAGGAACGUCGCACCUAUCGAGCCGGACUGGUUGGUGGAAGCAGCACCGCACUAUCAUAAGAAGAGCGACAUCGACGACUUGGGUGUGGGAAAGAAGCUGAGCAAGGGCCAAGGGAAGGUGGGCACUGGGCGCUGA
This is a messenger RNA of Alternaria atra, 2502 nucleotides long. RefSeq lists its product as uncharacterized. Gene Ontology annotation, biological process: spliceosomal complex disassembly. Gene Ontology annotation, molecular function: RNA binding; ATP binding. Bases 1 to 2502 code for a protein of 833 amino acids. Lineage: Eukaryota; Fungi; Ascomycota; Dothideomycetes; Pleosporales; Pleosporaceae. The transcript has 2 exons. The record is from RefSeq and is a predicted model, not a curated record. Gene Ontology annotation, cellular component: catalytic step 2 spliceosome; intracellular anatomical structure.